UUAGUUACAAAUUGUAGGUGGUUUCGUGAGGUUCUAACGAAGCAGCCGCGUUCACUGGCGCGGCGCAGACAGGAAGCAAUGGCGUCGAAACGUCCCUUUUCCGAAGAGGAUUUUACGUGUUCUGUUUGCUGUGACAUUUUCAGUGACCCGGUGCUGCUUCAGUGUGGUCAUAGUGUGUGUAGAGUCUGUGUUCAACAAUACUGGACGAUCAGAGGUUCAAGACAAUGUCCGCUGUGUCGAAAAAGAUCCACCAACAAGAACCCUCCGGUAAACCUGGCCCUGAAAAACCUGACUCACGCUUUCCUGAACUACCGGGGUCCUUCGGAGGAGCUGUGCGAGCUUCACCGGGAGAGACUGAGUCUUUUCUGUCUGCAUGAUGAAGAGCUCUUGUGUGUAGUUUGCAGAGAGUCGUGCCAGCACAGAAAGCACGAGUGCCGUCCUGUCACUGAGAUAGCAGAGGAACGUAAGAGAGUUUUCCGCCGUGAACUUGACCACUUGACCAGAAAAUUGAAGAUUCUGCAACAUGACAAAAUUGUAUGCGGUCAGCAGGCUAAGCACAUACCUCAACAGGUCUGGCGCACGCAGAACUUAAUCAAGAGUGACUUUAAUCAUCUUCGCCAGCUUCUGGAUAAUGAAGAAAAAGCCAUACUUGCUGCACUGUGCAAUGAAAAGAAACUGAAAACACAGAUUAUGGAAGACAAAAUGAAGACAUUGAUGGAAGAAAUACAUUCUCUGAAUAAUUCUAUCAGGGACUUGAAAGAUAAAUUGAGUAUUGGAGAUGUCCAGUUUCUUAAGAGCUUCAAGGACAUUUUGGAGAGAGCCCAGAACAUGAACCAGGAACCCGAAACGGUUCAAGGAGGUCUUAUUGAUACUGCACAGUACCUGGGAAAUUUGAAGUUCACGGUGUGGUUGGAAAUAGGACGGUCUAUCAGUUACACUCCUGUGGUGCUUGACCCAAACACCGCUAACUCUCAACUUAUAGUGUCUGAAGAUCUGACGUGCGUGAGGGACCGAGAUGAACAAGAGGAGGAAGACAUAGCCGGCAUGCAGAAGAAUCAGCUUCCCGAUAACCCGGAGAGGUUUGAUAGGUGUAACUGUGUCCUGGGCUCUGUGGGCUAUUCUUCUGGGACGCACAUUUGGGAUGUGGAUGUGGGAGACAGCACUUUCUGGAUGCUGGGUGUCACUACGGAGUCUGUCAAGAGAAAGGGAACCAAAAGCUUGCCCAGCGAGGUCUGGUGCAUCGGCUGUGACAACAACACGCUCAAUUUGAAGGCUCCUUGGGAGUCAUGCAUCCCUUUGCUUGGGUUUGAGAAACCAAAGCGAGUGAGAGUGAAACUCGAUUUAGAUGAAGGACAGCUUUCUUUCUCGGAUCCUCUCAGCAGAACACUCUUUCACACGUUCACAACCAGCUACACUGAGAAGGUCUUCCCGUUCUUCUGCAGUCUGUGCAGUGUCUCUCCUCUGAGGAUUCUGCCUCAACGCUCCCAUAAAAGAGAUGUAAAGUCUGUUUAAAAGUUUUUGUAGGUUUGGCGUGAUGUUUUUCUAAAAAAGAACUGUGGUUCAGUUAUGCUUUUUUUUUGUUAUUGUUGUUUUCUACAGUAGUACAUUUACAUUUAAGACAAUUAAAAUUCAGUUUUCAAAAGAUCAUUUGGAUCGCACUGUAAAAAGUGUGAACGGGAGCAUUUUAUAGAUAUUAAUUUUGUCAUUACUAUGUAUAAAGUUCACUGUGAUGAAUCUUUUGUUAUUUUUGAAUGCACCUUGUCUCUCUGUCUCUCUUGUUUCCAUGUGAGUGAGAUGAGGGACGUUGUUAUAGUGUUAGAGUAGUUAUGAAAGAAGUAGCAAUGUCUGAUGAAAACAGAAACGGAUGCCCUACACUUGAUAUCAUAGUAAAAGGUAUGAAAAGUACAUGUAUGUAUUAAAGUAAUCCAUCCAU
Messenger RNA from Puntigrus tetrazona (Sumatra barb), 1933 nucleotides. RefSeq names its product E3 ubiquitin-protein ligase TRIM35-like. Bases 79 to 1512 code for a protein of 477 amino acids. The transcript has 6 exons. The record is from RefSeq and is a predicted model, not a curated record. Gene Ontology annotation, molecular function: protein binding; zinc ion binding. NCBI's taxonomy places the organism in Eukaryota, Metazoa, Chordata, Actinopteri, Cypriniformes, Cyprinidae.